This is a messenger RNA of Mizuhopecten yessoensis (Yesso scallop), 2279 nucleotides long. RefSeq names its product monocarboxylate transporter 4-like. Lineage: Eukaryota; Metazoa; Mollusca; Bivalvia; Pectinida; Pectinidae. Bases 1 to 2079 code for a protein of 692 amino acids. The transcript has 8 exons. The record is from RefSeq and is a predicted model, not a curated record.
AUGUCUGUUAAGAACGCUAGCAUUCCAGUAUACACGUUUAAUCCGUCUCAAGGCUACACCGGACAUGCAGAUCAUACCCUUGCGCCGGACCAGAUUCACCAGGGUGGAACUGACCAGGAUAUCCAGGGGCCUGGUUGUUACCAACAACACAUAGCCCCGCCUCCGUCUCAAGGUUACAUCAGACAUGCAGACCAUACCGUUGCGCCGGACCAGAUUCACCAGGGUGGAACUGACCAGGAUACCCAGGGGCCUGAUAAUUACCAACAACACAUAGCCCUGCCCCCACCCCAACCCGCCUUCCCGAAAUACAAUGAUGUUUACAUUAGUCAACAACCAGCAAACCAACCACCUACAUCCCAGAGAAAAGCCAUUCAACAGCACUCAAACACAAACGCUAACAAUAUUCCUAGCCAGUCGGUUUCCUUUGGCAACACUUCUAUUAGACCACUGCCUUCUGCAUCACAACAACAAAGGUCCUACCAAAGACCGCGCCCACAGCAAGGCAAUAAAGACACCGAGUUGUCUAGACCCGACAUAGCCACAGUAACCAUCUCCGUGACAAAGGGACGGCGUCCCAGCCGGAAAGAACAAACUACAAAGGAAGGAACUGAAAUGGAGGUCGCAGAUGGGAACCUGGCACUUGAAUUGCCUGCGGCUGGUUCAACAAUCGAAAAGCUUCCUGACGGAGGUUUUGCUGCCUGGCGGGUAGUUGCUGCGUGUGCAACUUUAAACGCAUGUAGUUCGACGUGUCUGUUGAUGCUGAGCGUAGAUAAAAAGGGUCUGGAAGUCGACAUCGGGGAGGACGAGACAGACAGUAUCACUACGGCAUGCACGGAAAUCCGACUUCUAGCAGCGCCCCUUGUGGCCAUUGCUAUAGUGUUGCUUGGUUACCGGAAGGUAGCCAUCAUUGGUUCUAUCAUGGUGAGUGUGGGGUUCUUCAUUUCCGGUUUUCUGAACGCCGAUUUGUCUGGACUAAUGGGUGUUCUUCUAGGAGGGAUCGCAGGACUCGGCCUGGCUUGCUGGUAUCUUUGCGCCAUCAUUCCGAUAUUGGAAUACUUUGAGAAGCGACGUCUCAUUGCUCUCAUGUUGACGAAUCUGGGUUCUAUUGUCGUCAUUAUCAUCAUUAUCGUCUUGCUGAUAACGGGACAGUCGCUGAACUGGGAGGUCACUUUCAAGUGUAUGGUUAUACCGGGAGUUUUAGGUCUGAUUGCGUCCUUCUUCCUCCAACCGCUGGAACUGAAGAUGAAAGACACAUCCGGACGUACAUUCGUGCAAACGAUUCUAGGAGUCUUGGACAUAAAGUUGUUUAAAGAUUUCAUGCUCUAUUUAGUCAUGUUGCUGUACUUCUUUGACCAGUUUGGUCGAGGUAUACCAUUAUCGUAUAUAACGCCAAUGAUGUCGGACAAGUCGUUCUCGCUAAUAGCGCAAUUGAUCCAGCUCCUUCUGAUACCAGUCGGAUCGCUGAUAGGGUAUGUUGCUGUGAUCUUCUGGAAGUCUAAGUGGCUGAUCGCCACCCUGCUCCUGUGGGGACCAAUGGAUCUGUUUGUUGGUUUCCUGACACUACAGAUGCCCGCCUUUGACAAGUUCGGAUGGGUCGCCGCCUAUUCCGUUAUUUUCGGAUUUACUCAAGCUGUCGUCUCCUCACUCCUAAACAACGCGGUACCGGAUGUGUUCGGAGUCCACAACAUCCGAAUAGUAGAGGGUUUGUUGGGGUUUUCAGCAGGAUUAGGUGAGAUUGUUGCCUCCCCAGCCGCAGAGGACGCAAUCAGCCGGAACGAUGGUGACGAAUACUCAGCUGCCUUUUAUCUCGCUGCUAGCAUGUUACUCGCAGCUGGGGUGAUUGCAUUAGUGGCGAGAUAUAUAAUCGUCAGGAAAACUAAAAACAACGCUUCAGUAUCAAACACAGGCGACAAUGAUGGGAAAGAGGCUGACGACGAUGAGACAGACGGCGAUUACAGGGGCGACAAGACACGGCGUGAAACAAAAAACCGGAAACAGCACAAGGCAGAUAAUUCUAAUGGACAUGAUUCAGAUGUUGUUGUGGAAGAUGUUGAUAUCUCUGACACCGAAUAUAUGUAAUUAGUUAAUUCAUUAAUUCAAGUAUCUGGGUAAUUAAAAAUAGUUUGUGCUGACCUGGAGAUCUCUUGGAUACGUAUAUUCCACAUUAAAUGACAAAACAUAACGCCAAUUAGUGUAUUUGUUGAUACAUAUAUCCGGGCUAACAAUAUUGUUCAUGUGAGAUAAAAUUAAUGAGCAUAAUACUCAUUACUAUCUUCUUG